AUGCGAUUCCUACACUCGUUCGCAGCGCCCCUCCUGCUCUUAGCUGCCGGCGCCGCUCAAGCAGCUUCUUCGUCCUGGGGCUUCGACGAUGCGAAGCUCACUGUGACGGCCAAGAAGACCGGGACCAAGGAGCCGGAUAUUAGACAGUUCAACGACAAGACACCUGUCCUCCCAACUCCCGUCGUGUUCGAUAGCUCCGACAGCUUGAAGAUUAUCUUAACAGCCAAGGAGAACGGCAAGGGCAAGCGUCCUCACCAGGCAUUCCUCGUGCUCCGCGAGCCGAGCUCCGGGCUCGAGGCCCCGUUCCCGUUGACGGUGAAAGACAAUGGCAAGGCGACCGUUGAAAUCAAACACAGCGACCUCCCCCUCCAACUCGCCAUCGCAACGGCCCCCCUCAAAGCAUCCCUAGUCAUCGCCUCAUUCGGCUCCUCCGCCGGCCUCGUCAAAGACGUCUUCGACGUGGAUAUCGUGCGCGACCCGGCCGCCAAGCCCCUCGUCUACGAGAAGCCGCUGCGCUACGGCAAGCUCGACGAGAUCCACCAUAUCUUCCGCGACGACCCCAAGAGCCCGCCUAAGCUCAUCUCCAUCAUUUUUGUUUUCGCCGUUUUGGCCACCGUCCCGCUUCUACUUACUACCUGGGGUAUCACCGGCGGCAACCUCUCGCAUCUACCCACAGCCCUGAGCGCCGCCCCCGUUGCGCACGGCACUUUCCUAGGAUCUAUCGCCGCCAUAGAGCUUGUCUUCUUCCUGUACUAUUCUACGUGGAACCUAUUCCAGACUCUACCUUUCAUCGGCCUCGCUUCCGUCAGCAUCUUCUUCAGCGGCUCCAAGGCCCUAGGUGAGGUGCGGCGCCGCCGGCUGGCCGGGGAGAGGUGA
Daldinia childiae is the source of this 876-nucleotide messenger RNA. RefSeq names its product Dolichyl-diphosphooligosaccharide-protein glycosyltransferase subunit SWP1. The transcript is spliced from 4 exons. Gene Ontology annotation, biological process: protein N-linked glycosylation. The record is from RefSeq and is a predicted model, not a curated record. Gene Ontology annotation, cellular component: membrane; oligosaccharyltransferase complex. Bases 1 to 876 code for a protein of 291 amino acids. NCBI's taxonomy places the organism in Eukaryota, Fungi, Ascomycota, Sordariomycetes, Xylariales, Hypoxylaceae.